Mauremys reevesii (Reeves's turtle) is the source of this 1162-nucleotide messenger RNA. RefSeq names its product acylphosphatase-2-like. NCBI's taxonomy places the organism in Eukaryota, Metazoa, Chordata, Testudines, Geoemydidae. The record is from RefSeq and is a predicted model, not a curated record. Gene Ontology annotation, molecular function: acylphosphatase activity. The transcript has 5 exons. Bases 261 to 635 code for a protein of 124 amino acids.
GUAACGCUCAGUCCCGCCCAAGGGAGCCGCGGGAGCGCGCGCCGACCGGCUCCUUCCUCGCGAGAGCGCGCGCCGACAGUCCUAUGCCUCCAACUCCCUCGCAGCCCCCCCGCUGCCCUCCGGUCCAGCCAUCCAGGCUCAAUUUAGUAACAGGCAGACGGAGCUGCCUGCAGCAGAUCACAUAACACGCUGUGCUGCAAACCCUUGUUCACUCCCACCAGCUCCCAUCUGCAGCCCACCACACUAGCCCAUGCCGUGUCAUGGCUUCCUCAGGACUCUGGGCCCUGGAUUAUGAGGUCUAUGGGGAUGUGCAAGGUGUCUUCUUCAGAAAGUACACAGAAGACCAGGGCAAGAAGCUGGGGGUGGUUGGCUGGGUGAAGAACACCCCCUAUGGGACUGUGACUGGGCAGGUGCAAGGGCCCAAGGAAAAGAUUGAGAUCAUGGGCCAUAGAAACCUGCCUGCCCAUCCCCCAUCACCCGUGGCAACCAGGAAGGGCAGGCGGGGCAACUUCCGUAGCAACGGCUCCGUCACCUUCAGAGAGAUGACAACCGGAGGCAGUUUCCAUAGCAACAAGUCCCCCUUCCAUCACCUUCAACAUUUGGAGACAGAGAGAGAAGUGGAACAGUUUCCAUAGAAACCAGUCUCCCCCCAUUUCCGCCACCUUCAGGGCUUGAACAAAUUGGGGCCGCUUCUAUAACAGCUAGUCUGCUUCAUUCCCCCAUCCCUUUUCACGAAUGAGAUAAUGGGGGAAAGGCAGGGUCCAUAGCAACUAGUCUCCCCCAUCUUUGCUUCAGGUCCUGGAAGGAGAUAAAAGAGGAGGCAGGUUCCACAUGGACUUUACAGGCUGAACCUGUUUGUGUGGGAUAAUGGCUGGGUAAAUGCCAGCUGUGUAAACAGGGAGCCAGGACUCCUGGGUUCUGUCCCUAGAUCUGGGAAAGGAGUGGUGUCUAGUGAUUAGAGCAGGGGGGCUGGGACUCCUAGGUUCUAUUCCUGGUUCUGGGAGGGAAGUGGAAUGUAUUGGGAGCGGGGGAGGCUGCAACCCCCUGACUCUGGGGUUCCAUCCCUGGCUCUGGGAACGGAAUGGGGUCCAAUGGUUAAAGCAGUGGGGCUGGGAGCCAGAGCUCUCCUUAUGGAUGCUUAUGGAUGCUCUUCCCCCCACCC